AUGGUGGGCUUUGGCGGCGGUGGAGGCGGGGGCGGAGUUGGAGGUGGGGGCGGGGUGGGCGGUGGGCUUCUGGAGAACGCUAACCCCCUCAUCUAUGAGCGUUCUGGGGAGCGGCCUGUGACGGCGGGCGAGGAGGACGAGCAGGUUCCGGACAGCAUAGACGCGCGCGAGAUUUUUGAUCUUAUUCGCUCUAUCAAUGACCCGGAGCAUCCGCUGACACUAGAAGAAUUGAACGUAGUAGAGCAAGUUAGGGUUCAGGUUAGUGAUCCUGACAGCACAGUGGCCGUGGCCUUUACACCCACCAUUCCACACUGCAGCAUGGCCACCCUUAUUGGCCUGUCCAUCAAAGUCAAGCUCCUGCGCUCCCUUCCCCAGCGUUUCAAGAUGGAUGUGCACAUUACUCCAGGGACCCAUGCCUCGGAGCAUGCAGUGAACAAACAGCUUGCAGAUAAGGAGCGGGUGGCAGCUGCCUUGGAGAACACUCACCUGCUGGAGGUUGUGAAUCAGUGUCUGUCAGCCCGCUCCUGAGCCUGGAUUUGACCUUCACCAUGUACCAGUGUCCUAACCUCAGCUUCACCUGGAGCUCAUGGCUUUGUUUUCUUGAAUCAGUGACAACAAGGAUCUAACAUUUUGCUUUUUGUAAUAAAUCCUUAAUUUAUAUUCAUUUCC
Octodon degus (degu) is the source of this 669-nucleotide messenger RNA. It is a transcript of the gene Ciao2b, whose product is annotated as family with sequence similarity 96 member B. The transcript is spliced from 5 exons. The record is from RefSeq and is a predicted model, not a curated record. NCBI's taxonomy places the organism in Eukaryota, Metazoa, Chordata, Mammalia, Rodentia, Octodontidae. Gene Ontology annotation, biological process: iron-sulfur cluster assembly. Gene Ontology annotation, cellular component: cytosolic [4Fe-4S] assembly targeting complex. The coding region runs from base 1 to 528 and encodes 175 amino acids.